GUGUCGCAUAUAAUAAGUAAUGACAUUUUAUGACAUUACAAGUUACCUUUUGGUCAAGUGGAUAAUCUGACAUUUAGUUACCUAGUGACGCUAGCUCCAACACGAGAUUAGAUGAUUGGGAGAGGAAGAUGAGGGAAUACAAUUUGUCACUGGAGCUGAAAAGACCAAUAUUCUUGGCAGCAAGCUGAAGGUCUUCACUCCCACAAUCUCAAUCAGCGUAACUUUUUCAUCCAGCUUGUUGGUCGGACCAGUGUAAGAUUUGUCAACUUCAGGUGCGUGUUCAUAAUAAAAGGAAACCCCAUGAACCAUGGGACGCGCCUUGUUAUCCUUCUCAGUUCGGCUCGGGCUGCUUCUCACGACUUCGGCCUCUAAACUCCUUUUCCAGCCCUUUCCCACGCAGGCCGGAGAUGGCGCAUUUGCAGCCUUACAGCCUAUGCCUACCACGGCCCCGGAAUAUUACGCGUCAACCGAACUGCUAAGGCGCGACGAAUACCACAUGGGUCAUGAUACAUGCGGAUUUGGUGCUCUCGACUCUGGUAUUACUUAUACUUGUUACUCAAGUGUCGGAACAUGCGAAAAUAUCGGCGACUACAGGGGGUGUUGUACGGGAGGGUUGAAGACAUGUUCGUCGAGUUUUUGGACUAAGUGUGACGAUUAUGAUCCGACGAGUUUCUGCGGCACGAGUUCAAAGACGCGUUGCUGUCAAUCGGCUCUACCAUACUGCAUCACCUGGCUAUUCUCUACGAGUGAUUCAACCGUUACAGCAUGGGACUGUGAUACGCAAAGCAAAACUCGAGUUUUUGAGCUACUAGCCACCCCCUUAAGCCUAAUUAGUAGUACGGCAUCGUCGACUACGAACGAUUUAAGGACCACGUCUUCAACGCACGAGUCUACUAAUUCACAUGCCGUAGCAACAAGUAGUUCAACCGUUUCAUCCUCAGCAUCGAUAGAUAUUACUUCCGUGCCAUCGAGUAAUAGUUCCGGGACCCCUAUCGGAGCUAUUGUUGGCGGCGUUGUGGGUGGCGUUACUGUUAUUGGAUUGACUAUUGUAGGUAUCUUCUUCAUCAAGAAGUACCAAAAGGGCGCUCAUAUAACUGCAUCACCGCCGCCAAUGCUUUCUGGACCUCGGGAACUUCCCGGCUCUAAAAUGUCUUCUCCCUAUCCGACUCCUUCCUAUGGGAACUACGCUCCCAUCUUGCAACACGGUGCUUCGGUACAGCCCGAGUAUCAAGCUCCGGUAGCGCAAGCAACGCAAGUUGUCGAGGCACCGUAUACCCCCGCCACCGGGACAGGGUACAAUCGAGCCGAGUUGGGAUAAUUGUGUAAGGACUAUGCUUUGUAAGACUUAUAUUAUCUAGGUACAUGUGAUAUUAUACGCAUAGGAGUAUGCUAUUUAUAAUGAUAUGCGGUUAACAGGAGCCGUUAUGAUGUAGAAAAGUGUAAUACGGGCGAAAGUAUAACUACCUAGGUACCUGAGACAGGCUCGCUUUUUAGAGACUGUUUAGCGGGACUCUUUAUAAUGAUAUAAAAUGCACACUCUGCAUUUUAUAUCAUUAUCUUCCCCGCCUCUGUUCACUAGAUAUAGGGGUAAUUUAGACGGUCAUCCCAUUCACAACAAUUACCUAUAUAUAAAUAUGAAGGGGCUUAAUAUUGGCAUUCGGUAUGAACGGGGGUAUGGGUACCCAGGGAACUAUCAUUUGUUUCAGUUACUGCAUAUUAGCAAAUCUCCUUUUCAUAGAGCUUUGGGAUUCCCCAAUAGCGGAAAGAAGAGCAGUAUAAUACAAAGGAGGCAAUGGAAGGUCAAGGCUAUCGAGUUUAUGCGAUAUACCCAAAUUAUAGGCCUGAGUUUUAUCUAGUGUCUACCUAUCUAUUUAUCAUUUAGAUGAAGCAUCAACUAAAAUUACGUACCUUAGCGUAACUUCGAACUGAACAUCCUCACAGUCUGCUUGCCUGAUAGAAAUGUAUACCUAGCAAAGGUAUUC
Messenger RNA from Daldinia decipiens, 1982 nucleotides. RefSeq lists its product as uncharacterized. NCBI's taxonomy places the organism in Eukaryota, Fungi, Ascomycota, Sordariomycetes, Xylariales, Hypoxylaceae. The record is from RefSeq and is a predicted model, not a curated record. Bases 308 to 1318 code for a protein of 336 amino acids. The transcript is spliced from 4 exons.